UUGACAGCCUCGCUGCUGCUCCUGCUGCUGCUUCUGUUACUGCGGCUGUAGGGUCUGUCAUGAGUUGAAAGGGAUGUGAGGGUUUAGAGGAACUGCCGCUCUGAAGACUGAGCCUCUGCGAAGUGAUCUCCCUGCCAGACAGACUAGGCAAGAUUUUCUGCAGGACUGGAAACUUGGACCUAUUACCCCUUCGUCUACUCUGAGAAGCAGGCAUCGUGACAGAGGGAAAAGGGGAAAGAACUACUUCAGUCAAGGUGGAGGCUGGAGAGAUGUUUUAAAGAGUCCCUGUGUCCGAGAAACUUCAAGCCACUGAAGAUGGAGAACGAAACACUCAGUGAAGUGAACCAGACCGAGCUCCCGCCACAAGCAGCAGUGACGCUCGAGUACCAGGUGGUCACUAUCUUACUUGUGCUUAUUAUUUGUGGACUGGGCAUUGUGGGCAACAUCAUGGUAGUCCUGGUGGUCAUGAGAACCAAGCACAUGAGAACCCCCACAAACUGCUACCUGGUGAGUCUGGCUGUGGCAGACCUCAUGGUCCUGGUAGCUGCAGGCCUCCCCAAUAUAACCGACAGCAUCUACGGUUCCUGGGUCUACGGCUAUGCUGGUUGCCUCUGUAUUACUUAUCUCCAGUACUUAGGAAUUAAUGCAUCCUCAUGUUCAAUAACAGCCUUUACCAUUGAGAGGUACAUAGCAAUCUGCCACCCCAUCAAAGCCCAGUUUCUCUGCACAUUUUCCAGAGCCAAAAAGAUCAUUAUCUUUGUCUGGGCCUUCACAUCCGUUUACUGUAUGCUCUGGUUCUUCCUGCUGGAUCUCAAUAUUAGCACCUACAAAGAUGCUAUUGUGGUAUCCUGUGGCUACAAGAUCUCCAGGAAUUACUACUCACCUAUUUACCUAAUGGACUUCGGUGUCUUCUAUGUUGUACCAAUGAUCCUGGCCACUGUACUCUAUGGAUUUAUAGCUAGAAUCCUCUUCUUAAACCCCAUUCCAUCAGACCCUAAGGAGAACUCUAAGAUGUGGAAAAACGACUCAACCCACCAGAACAAGAAUUUGAAUUUAAAUGCCACUAACAGAUGUUUCAACAGCACUGUAUCUUCCAGGAAGCAGGUCACCAAGAUGCUGGCAGUGGUUGUAAUUCUGUUUGCCCUUUUAUGGAUGCCCUACAGGACUCUCGUGGUUGUCAACUCAUUUCUCUCCAGCCCUUUCCAAGAAAAUUGGUUCCUGCUCUUUUGCAGAAUUUGCAUUUAUCUCAACAGUGCCAUCAACCCCGUGAUUUACAACCUCAUGUCUCAGAAAUUCCGUGCAGCCUUCAGAAAGCUGUGCAAUUGCAAGCAGAAGCCCACAGAGAAACCUGCCAACUACAGUGUGGCUCUAAAUUACAGCGUCAUCAAGGAGUCGGACCGGUUCAGCACAGAGCUGGAUGACAUCACCGUCACUGACACUUACGUGUCAACCACCAAGGUGUCCUUUGACGACACCUGCUUGGCUUCUGAGAAGAAUGGACCCCAGUCUUGUUCAUAUGACUGUUCUUUGACUGCCAAACAGGAGAAAAUAUGACCUUCUUCAAGAACAUCUUGGAUUGGUAUUAAUACAAGUGAAAUAUUUCCAGAAAAGAAACAAGUACAAUAUGACUCAGAAUAAGGUGGUCCCAACUGACCAAAAGCCUUCAUUCAGAAGUCAGUAAGGACAUCAUGAUACCAAUGGUACAGGAUGGCACAGUAAGGAAGCGAACAUUUAAUCCCUAGCCAUGAUUAGAAGCCACUCCUGUUUUAUAUACAUAAAAAUAACUGAAGAGUGUAUCUUAAUAUGUGCUUUGUUUGUCUCUGUUUUGAGAAAUUAUCAUUUCCUGGGUGACUCUGAGCACAGCCUGAACACCACUUUGCUCCGAGCCUCCACAUAUAUCCUUCAAGAAUCUUCAAUACUGAAUAACUUUGAAUAAGCAAAUAAACAGAAAAUGCCAUUAGGACAAGUUCAUUUCAUCUUUGUACCCCACAAAUUAAACUCAGAUGAUGACUUUGAUGAUGACUUUCUGUUAAAUGAAUGAAUAAGUAAAUCAAUGAAUCUCCAACUAAGAAAUAAGACCUAAAAUCUUCAUGAUGCCUGAUUUUCCCAUAGAUUUAUCUUUACAAUUAUUUAACUUGUUUACUGUUUGUUUUUGUUGUGUUAAGCCAUUGUCCUAGCUUAUUAAAAUGUACUACAAUUGUUUUGGAUGAUGGUGACAACCAUCCCUUGUGUAUAUAUUGUAAGCGCAAACUUCAAUAGUACCCUCAUAUCUCUCAUCGAAUUUAAUACUGAUGAAGAUUAAUACAUUGUAUGGUCAGAGAGUGAAAACAUAUUAUCCCUGAAAUGUGAAUAAAAUGAACAAAAUAUGUAGAGUACAUAGUAGAAAGACAAGUUAUAUGGUUUCAGACUACAAACAUAAGAAUUCCUCCUGGGAAAAAGAAUAUCAGUGAGUUCCAGAAUCAUUAGAAGGACUUUAUAAAGAAUCUUGGAUUUCUUUUAAGGGUAGACUUAGUUUAGAUAGUUAAGAAAAGACAAUCCAUAUAAGAGAAUGGAGAUGAAUAAGCUCAAGAUAAAAAGAAUCAACUCUGGAUAUUAAGGCUGUGUUUUGAAUAAGUUCAGGGUAAAAAGAAUCAACUCUAGAUAUUAAGGAUAUAUUUCCAGUGCAGCAUGAUUCAUCAGGGAUUAGUUUAAGCAAGCAACUAGUAAAAAGGAAAGGAAGAGAAAUAAAGUACUUUCUGAUGCUUAUAUUUGAUGAGAAAUAUUCACCCAGACACAGUAGGUAGAUGUGUAUAUAAGUAAGCUACUGUGUAUUUCCUAAACCUUAUGAAUUUCAUUACUAUCUACAGAAAAUAUAGUAUACUAUUUGUCUUCUAUGUGUUAUAAUUCUGAAAGUAUUCUUAAAGUCAUAAUUUUCCAAGUAAAAACUAUAUUGUAUAUGUGUAUAUCUUUUCUAUAGCACAUUGUCAUCAUAUAUGGGGAAAUAUUUAUUUCUGUAUAUAUGAUUCAGAGUUCCUUAACAGCCAUGCAGUUAUCCAGUUAUGCUAAACAGAGAUCAAAGCUAGUUCAUAGGCGCUUCAUGAACCUGAGCACCCAUAUUAAAUGUGAAACUGAAAAGCAGUGAAUAGUUUUCUAACCCCCAUGACCUGCCGACUUGCAAGUUGCUGACAUCAUGCUGCUGAUUGCUUUGGUUUCCUUUAACCAGCUGUAGAGAGCUGUAUGCUGACUCAUCUCAUUGCUUGGAAGUUAACCGUCGUGUUCAUGUGGAUGAAGAUUCUUCUCUAAGAUAGUGCAGUAUUAUGUGUCCUCUCUACAGUGGGAAACUGUUUGUGUAUAUGUAUUGUGAGAAAUAAAGUGUCA
Messenger RNA from Peromyscus leucopus (white-footed mouse), 3357 nucleotides. It is a transcript of the gene Trhr, whose product is annotated as thyrotropin releasing hormone receptor. The transcript is spliced from 4 exons. Gene Ontology annotation, biological process: phospholipase C-activating G protein-coupled receptor signaling pathway. Gene Ontology annotation, cellular component: membrane. Gene Ontology annotation, molecular function: thyrotropin-releasing hormone receptor activity. NCBI's taxonomy places the organism in Eukaryota, Metazoa, Chordata, Mammalia, Rodentia, Cricetidae. The record is from RefSeq and is a predicted model, not a curated record. The coding region runs from base 316 to 1554 and encodes 412 amino acids.